AACUCCAUUCAUGUAUUUCAGACUACUUGCUAUUAUUUAAAUACCAUUAAACAAGUGAGCACUGUUAAAAUCAGCGGAGAUUAUGUUGGACCUGAAAUGAACAGUGUUCGACUUUGCGUUACACGACACCGGAAACAAGCUCCCGGUGUUACCCAGAAUGAUGUCCCCCAGCUUGUCUCCGGUUGGUUUUUGGUUAGUUCAGUCAACAUGGCCGGUGCGACUUGCGCAAAAUUCCUCCUUCAGAGCUCAACACGGGGCUUUCUCUUCUCCUCCAGGGCAGGGAUUCUCCUCUCAAGCCCUUUUCUGUCCCGUGCUCAUAGAUUGGAUCCCACUGAUGAUGAGAUGUACCAGCGUACUACCAUGUCCCUCAUGCAGAAGGAGCCAGACAGCGGGGUCAUGAUCCACAGCUACAGUUCCGGAGGAUUCAACAUUAAUGGCAACAAGGUGUUUGGGCCCUGUGCUGUGCUGCCUCCGGCUAUCCUGCAGUGGAAUGUGGGCAGCUAUAAAGACAUCACAGAAGACAGUGUAUCACUCUUCCAUAUGCUUGAACCAAGAAUAGAGAUUCUUGUACUAGGCACAGGUGCACGGCUUGAACAAAUUAACCCUUCAGUCCUUACUCUACUCAGGAGUAAAGGCAUCGCUGUGGAGGUGCAAGACACGCCAAAUGCCUGUGCAACCUUCAACUUCCUGACGAGUGAGCGAAGAUUAGCAGCUGCUGGUCUGAUCCCUCCACCUGUGAGCACAGCCUUGGAACUAACACAGGAGUGAGUGCUGUGAUGUCAACAGAAACACAGACUGAGGUCUGUGGAUGGAGCUUAAAUGUUUAUGAAUCACGUCGGGCCUGUAAGAUGGUUUCCUUCUGCACAAAGCUUCAAGAGGAACAAAAACAGUGAUCUUCACCUUCAGUAUUUGAUUACAACAGAUAUUUUAUAACAAUGAGCUGUCAGUGCUGUUGUCAUCUGUUGAUCUGAGGUAAACUGAACAUUGAGCUAACAAUUAGAGAUUUUUCACACAAGUAAAAACAAAUGUUUGACUAUAGUUUCAUGUAUCAAUACUGUCAGAUUUUCUAUCUAGGUUGGUGUGUGUGUCACAAGUGCUCAGGUCAAAGUAUUCAUACAGGACACAGUGAUGGAGAACUACACUGUAAUAAUGUGCAGCUGUACUCUUGUAUAGGAGUACUUGUGUGUGUAAAAUAUGUAUUUAAUGUGUUAUGUAUAAGAAACAGUAACUAUCAGACAUUUAAUGUUUUCACCAACAACAUAAAUGUAUAAUAAUACUAA
This is a messenger RNA of Monopterus albus (swamp eel), 1280 nucleotides long. It is a transcript of the gene ndufaf3, whose product is annotated as NADH:ubiquinone oxidoreductase complex assembly factor. The coding region runs from base 97 to 768 and encodes 223 amino acids. The transcript has 5 exons. NCBI's taxonomy places the organism in Eukaryota, Metazoa, Chordata, Actinopteri, Synbranchiformes, Synbranchidae. The record is from RefSeq and is a predicted model, not a curated record. Gene Ontology annotation, cellular component: mitochondrial inner membrane. Gene Ontology annotation, biological process: mitochondrial respiratory chain complex I assembly.